This is a messenger RNA of Penaeus monodon (black tiger shrimp), 2072 nucleotides long. Its product is annotated as galactosylgalactosylxylosylprotein 3-beta-glucuronosyltransferase S-like. The record is from RefSeq and is a predicted model, not a curated record. Bases 221 to 1168 code for a protein of 315 amino acids. Gene Ontology annotation, molecular function: galactosylgalactosylxylosylprotein 3-beta-glucuronosyltransferase activity. The transcript has 7 exons. Lineage: Eukaryota; Metazoa; Arthropoda; Malacostraca; Decapoda; Penaeidae. Gene Ontology annotation, cellular component: Golgi membrane. Gene Ontology annotation, biological process: carbohydrate metabolic process; chondroitin sulfate proteoglycan biosynthetic process.
CUUUCGUCAGUCUGAACUUGACCUCCGUGACCCACACGGCGAGUGACGCGUAACACCCGACCUCACGAGCUCCACCUUCGCCUUGCCACCAAUUCUUGAAGAGCAGAGAGGUUGCACGGACGCUGAGUCUUCCCUUGCCAGGUUACGCAGAGCCCAUGAGAAGCCUUUACGCCUGUUGGACAGGGAAGUCCCUCACGCCGCUGAGUUCUGCUUUCGCCAGAUGAAUAUUCGAGCUUCGUUAGCUGAGAUGACCUUCCGAGGUAGAUCAUUUUGUCUCCUGUGUGUCGCGUCCUUCGCCCUCGCCAUGCUCGUGCUGGAGGAGGUGUCUCCAGGAGAAAUCCAGGACGGCAACAGAGCGAGAAGAAGGCUGCUGGAGUACGGGCGAACCAUCUACGUGGUGACGGGAACCUACCAGCGGUCCAAUCAGAUACCGGAGAUGACCCAGCUGGCUCAGACCUUGAUGCUCGUGCCGGACGUGCACUGGAUCGUGGCCGAGGACACCCGCGUGGAUAAUAAAAGGCUCAUGGAGUAUCUCCAAUUCACGGGUAUUCCGUUCACGUACCUGAAAACUCCGACGCCCAGGAAGUUCCUCAAGAUGGACACCCUCCCUGUAGGUGCCUCCAGCUGCCGCGCCGCCAUCGCCUGGAUCCGAAAGAACGCUAAGACAGGCGUUGUUUACUUCGCCGACGAGGGCAAUAUUUACGACUACAAGCUGUUUGAAGAGAUUCGCUCAACGAGAGGCGUGUCGAUCUUCCCCGUCGGCUUCGUGCCUCCUUUGCAGCUCUCGACGCCCGUGGUGAAGGAAGGGCGGCUCUCCGGCUGGUACGACGGCUUGGCGAUCGACAGGAAAUUCCCCGUCGACAUGGCAGGGUUUGCCUUCUCCGUGGAGUUACUGCACCAUCGACCUCGUGCCAACGUAGACUGGUCAUAUGACUUUCAGGAAGAGAGCCUCCUGAAGGGUUUAGGCAUCCCACCAGAAAUGAUGGAGCUUAAGGCCGAAAAGUGUACCAAGAUAUUUGUGUGGUGUGUGGAAUCAAUAUUACCCAAACCAGCGACGAGGGAACUGUGUGACAGGCAAUACGACGGCACUAAUCUACGGUUAUUGGAGAGCCAAAUAGAGAUGGAAGGAACAUCGUGCUUAUAUGAUACGAGACACAAGCUGCUUUGACGGAGGAGGACUGAGUUUUUUUUUCUAAUAAGGCAUUGUAUAUAUAUUUAUUAGAUAGUAUCUAAUGAAAUGGAAUUGUGUAUAUCUUUUUAUGUGCUCGGGCGUUUUUAGUUCUUCAUGUUAUGCAUUCCUGCCCACGUUUGUGUGUGUGUGUGAGAGAGAGAGAGAGAGAGAGAGAGAGAGAGAGAGAGAGAGAGAGAGAGAGAGAGAGAGAGAGAGAGAGAGAGAGAGAGAGAGAGAGAGAUGCAUUUUCUUCAGGAUUUUAUUUUUGAAGUUUGCCUCUCAUUUGGCACAUAUUUUAUUGAGGUAAAAACAUGCAUUUAACAAGUUGGUGAUGAAUGCUGACAAGGGGUGAGGGUAAUUAUCUAAUAACUAACAUUCUGGUGAUAUAAUCAAGUAAAAUUAUUCAAACGUGUUACCUUCAGGCAAUCAACACCAAUCUCCCGAGUACAUCUUCAAUAAUAAUAAUGUUAAUAAUAAUAAUGACAAUAAUAAUAAUAAUAAUAAUAAUAAUAAUAAUAAUAAUAAUAAAUGAAAUUAAAAAUAAUGACAAUAAAAAAGUCUAUUCUGCAAUUUUAUUCCAUCUUUUAGGUCGCGUAUUGCAAGAUGCAAGUCGUGACAUGGCGUUGCAAAAAAUGCCACUAAGCAUUUUUUUUAUGAUUAUUUACUAUUAUUAUUAUUCAUAAAACACCAUCACCUUUUCCUCUAUUUCUUUUUAUUCCAAUGUAGGUACUAUGUUAGUUUCUGUGUUAAUCUCCAAUGCCACCUUAAUGGCGAUAAACAUUUUAUUUAUUUAUUCUUAACUUGUUAUGUGUUUAAAUAUUAUGUCUCGUUACCAGGCAGACUGAUAUGAAGUGUUGCUUUAAUUCGCUGAACUGUGGUAAUAUACCUUCUGUUGACACUA